AUGUUCAAGUCGGCCGCUCUUUUCAGCCUCCUUCUCGCUGCAGCGACAGCCUCUCCCACCCCGAGCGAGGACCUCGAGGCACGAGCUUGUGCUGGUCUGGGCCCAUCCGUCAUCGACGUGCUAAGAGUCUCAACACCCGACAAUGCCUCUCCCGGCCAGCAGUUCACCCUCAGCCGCGCUGGGUAUCCCCCUUACAACACGCAAAUCUCCGCCAUAACAUUCAACUACAUCCCCCCGAACGCAACAGGCUGCAUGCUGGAAAUCAACAUCCCGGCCCUGUCGCAACCCAACCAGAUCGCCGAGGGUGCCACCCAGGUCGAUAUCUGGACUACUGACCCCUGGAACUAUCUCUCGCUGCCUACGUACAACAACCCCCCGAAGAGACGGGAGAUGGUCGGCACGUACAUCUUCCCGACGCAGCCGACGACUGAGGCGUCGAAGACUAUCAUUGCCUCGAAUACGUGCUCGGAUACCAUGAGCUUCCUCGUGGAGUUGAGCAACUGGCAGCAACAGAGUGGCAGUGUCACCUUCUACAAUACUUUGGGUGGAAAGCAAGGGAUUGAGCCUACUGGGUUCAAGAUGAUCUAUAAUUGUUAA
Molecule: messenger RNA, 597 nt
Organism: Aspergillus fumigatus Af293
Lineage: Eukaryota; Fungi; Ascomycota; Eurotiomycetes; Eurotiales; Aspergillaceae
Source: RefSeq, a predicted model, not a curated record